This is a messenger RNA of Paramecium sonneborni, 945 nucleotides long. The record is from the annotation of a GenBank genome assembly. NCBI's taxonomy places the organism in Eukaryota, Ciliophora, Oligohymenophorea, Peniculida, Parameciidae.
AAUGCUAGUUUCCAAAAAUUCAGAUACUGAAAAUGAAAAUAACAUAAACUUAUAGACACCAAGACAUAACCUAUCCUUUGUUGCUAUAUAGAAGGAAGAUUGGAGUUAAAUUAUAGAAGAAGAAUCUAUAAAUGAUUUCAGGUAGAAAGAUCUAACAUUGGCCUUGUUUUAUUCAACCUUUCUUACAAUAUCAGAGUACUACUAUAAUAAAUAUUUAGUCAUAUAAAUUUAUUGCACAUAUUUUCACAAUUAAAAGACUUCGAAAUGCCAAAUCCAUAAGAGCCUAGUGCAUAUUAUGCAGAAUUGAUAGAUAGAGAUGUUGGAAGAACUUAUUAAUAGAUUCCAUAUUUUAAAGAUAAAUCAAACUAAGACUAAUUAAGAAAGAUCUUGCUUAAUUAUGCAAAUUAUGAUCCAGAUGUUGGUUAUGCUUAAGGAAUGAACUUCAUUGCUGGAACCUUAGUUUACUUUUAACUUCCUGAACCUUAAAAAAUAUUCAAUUAAUUAAUUUACAACCAUAGAAAUAACUAUCUAUCAGGAACUCCAGGUCUGUUUGAAAAUUUAGCAAAACUGAAAUUUAAAUUGAAGACUUCCAUUCCUAAAUUAUUUAAGCAUCUUUAAGAAAUUGGCCUUAAUGAUUUGGGCAUUUGCUUUAGCCCUUUCUAUCUAACCAUGAUGCUUUAAAAUACACCCUUUUAAUACUAAAUGCUCAUCUUAAAUAUUUAUUAAUUAAUGGGAUAAAAAUAUAUUACAAAAUUAUUAAUCGCCAUGCUCAAACUUUCUAAAAAUACAAUAAUGAAAAUAAAAGAUGUAGAAAAAGUUAAUCGGUACAUAAGAACAGAAUUAGUAGUUAGCUUUUUCUAAGAAAUCGAAAUUUGUAGAAAAGAAUAACGACUUAUCUAAUUACUAUUUAAUAUUGGAUUAAUAAAGCGUGUUAAUCAAUAUUGA